CAUUCCACAACUUAAUUACAAUAAGCUUGCUUGAAUUUCCUUUCUCCCUCCUCCUUUCUUUCCUUUAUAUAUCCUUUCUAACACCAUUUGAUCUUGCUUCAACAUUGCAUACAUUGCUACCAAAGGAUUAAUAAAAUAAGAAAACGAAAUGCAAGCACUUCUUACAGUUCCAACCCCUGUUCCAGAAUUUAAUACAUCAAUUCUUAAACAUGAACAUAACAUACCAACCCAAUUUAUAUGGCCAGAUGAUGAAAAGCCAGGCUCUCAAACUCCUCCAGAGCUUCAAGUUCCUCCCAUUGAUCUAGGUGGGUUUCUCUCUGGAGACCCAGUUGCAGUAUCUAAUUCUACUAGACUUGCCAAUGAAGCAUGCAAGAAGCAUGGAUUCUUCUUGGUUUUCAAUCAUGGCGUCGAUUCGAAGCUCUUAGCGAAAGCUCAUGAAGCCAUGGACGUCUUCUUCGAACAGCCGUUUUCUCAGAAACAGAGAGCUCUGAGAAAACAGGGUGAUCAUUGUGGUUAUGCUAGUAGUUUUGUUGGUAGAUUUGCCACAAAACUCCCAUGGAAAGAGACACUUUCCUUUCCAUAUUCUGCUGAUCAUAAGUCCUCAAAUAUGGUUGAAGAUUAUUUCUUCAACAAAAUGGGGAGUGAGUUUCAAGAAUUUGGGAAGGUAUAUCAAGAAUAUUGUAAGGCUAUGAGCAACUUGUCUCUUGGGAUCAUGGAGCUCUUGGGAAUGAGUUUAGGAGUUGAAAGAAGCCAUUUCAGAGAUUUUUUUGAAGAAAAUGAGUCAAUCAUGAGAUUAAACUAUUACCCACCAUGUCUAAAACCUGAUUUAACUCUUGGCACAGGGCCUCAUUGUGAUCCCACAUCACUCACUAUUCUUCAUCAGGAUCAUGUAGGAGGCCUUGAAGUGUUCGUAGACCAAAAAUGGUACUCCAUCCGUCCCAAUUCCGAAGCAUUUGUCGUCAACAUUGGUGAUACCUUCAUGGCUUUGUCAAAUGGAAUAUACAAGAGUUGCCUACACAGGGCAGUGGUAAAUAGUGAAACACCAAGAAAAUCACUAGCAUUCUUUUUAUGUCCAAGGGGAGACAAAGUGAUUAGCCCACCAAAUGAAUUGAUGGAAGACUUGAAGUCUCUAAGGGUAUAUCCGGACUUUACAUGGCAACUUUUUCUAGAAUUUACACAAAAACAUUAUAGGGCAGACAUGAAAACUCUAGAUACUUUUACAAAGUGGCUUCAAAACAGAAGAGAGCAAUAAGAGUUAUCUAUCUAAUACAGCAGAAGAUUGUUUAAGCCACUAGAGAUGGUUAUUGGUAAUUGGUAAUUGGUAAUUGGUAAAGAAGAGAGGAGAUCAGAUGUGAUGCAUUGCGACAAGACAACUUAAGUUCAAACAAAAAGGGAGCAAAGCUUAACUAGUUUGGAUUUUCUGUUUUCAUGGUCCUACAACAAUAUUUCAGAGAAUCUUGUAAUGUAUUGUAAACCUAUCAAGUAAAAGGUUUAUAUUUUUUUCAAGGAAUAAAGUGUUGAUUAAUUGCUUUUUACAUCUCAAUCUUUAAAUUUAUUAUUACUUCUAUCUUUCUAAAGUUAAUGUACUACUAUUAAUUUA
Beta vulgaris subsp. vulgaris (sugar beet) is the source of this 1600-nucleotide messenger RNA. RefSeq names its product gibberellin 20 oxidase 1. Gene Ontology annotation, biological process: unidimensional cell growth; response to light stimulus; flower development. The record is from RefSeq and is a predicted model, not a curated record. NCBI's taxonomy places the organism in Eukaryota, Viridiplantae, Streptophyta, Magnoliopsida, Caryophyllales, Amaranthaceae. The coding region runs from base 149 to 1252 and encodes 367 amino acids. The transcript is spliced from 3 exons. Gene Ontology annotation, molecular function: gibberellin 20-oxidase activity.